Molecule: messenger RNA, 13081 nt
Organism: Peromyscus eremicus (cactus mouse)
Lineage: Eukaryota; Metazoa; Chordata; Mammalia; Rodentia; Cricetidae
Gene: Pkhd1l1
Product: PKHD1 like 1
Exons: 79
Coding region: 62-13081 (4339 amino acids)
Source: RefSeq, a predicted model, not a curated record
UUCAGCGCAGGAGGCUGCUGCGAGCCAGGGGCUGGUGCAGACUCUGCAGCACUGGCUUGCGAUGGGACACCUGUGGCUCUCGGGGACCUGGUUUCUCUUGGGGCUGUUUCGAUAUGCAGCAGAUUCCAGCACGGAUGGCCCGGAGACAAUUCCCAAAGUGACAGAAGUUGUACCUAAAUACGGCAGUAUAAAUGGAGCGACAAGACUGACUAUCAAAGGAGAAGGUUUUUCUCAAGCAAAUCAGUUCAACUAUGGAGCUGACAAUACUGAAUUGGGAAACCAUGUGCAAUUAGUUUCUUCUUUCCAGUCAAUUACUUGUGAUGUGGAGAAAGAUUCAAGUCAUUCAACUCAUAUUACAUGCUAUACUAGAGCAAUGCCAGAAGAUACCUACACCGUUCGAGUCAGUGUGGAUGGGGUGCCUAUUGCAGAAAAUAACACUUGCAAAGGACUCACCAGCAGCUGGGCAUGCAGCUUCAGUGCAAGAAGUUUUAGAACCCCAACAAUAAGGAGCAUCACACCUCUAUCUGGGACUCCAGGUACAUUAAUAACAAUUCAAGGCAAGCUCUUCACUGACGUCUAUGGAAGUAAUACUGCAUUGAGCUCAAAUGGAAGAAAUGUUAGGAUUCUGAGAAUUUAUAUUGGAGGAAUGCCCUGUGAACUCCUCAUACCACAUUCUGAUGACUUGUAUGGUCUAAAACUCGAUCAUCCCAAUGGAGACGCAGGGUCUGCGACUUGUAAGACAACCGGGACUUACAUUGGUCAUCACAAUGUCAGCUUCAUCUUAGAUAGUGAUUAUGGAAGGAGUUUCCCAGAGAAAAUGACGUAUUUUGUGUCAUCUCUCAAUAAAAUUUCAAUGUUUCAAACAUAUGCAGAGGUCACGAUGAUUUCCCCUUCAAAAGGCAGCCUUGCGGGCGGCACCACGCUGACAGUCCACGGACGCUUCUUUGAUCAGACCGAUCUCCCAGCGAGAGUUCUAGUUGGAGGUCAAUCCUGUGAUAUUUUGAAUGUCACAGAAAAUAGUAUAUACUGCAAGACUCCUCCCAAGCCUAAGAUCCUCAAAACCAUGUAUUCAGGUGGAAGAGGCCUAAAGAUGGAGGUCUGGAAUAACAGCCGGCCAGUACAUCUAGAAGAGAUACUUGAAUACAAUGAACAUACCCCAGGGUACCUGGGUGCCAGUUGGAUAGAUUCUGCUUCCUAUGUUUGGCCCGUGGAACAAGACACAUUUGUUGCACGCUUCAGUGGAUUUUUGAUGCCUCCAGAUUCUGAUGUUUAUAGAUUUUAUAUUAGAGGUGAUGACCGCUAUGCUAUUUAUUUCAGCCAGACUGGACACCCAGAGGACAAGGUGAAGAUUGCAUAUCACUCUGCCAAUGCCAACAGUUAUUUUUCAAGUUCAACACAGAGAUCUGAUGAGAUGCAUCUUCAGAAAGGAAAAGCAUAUUACAUUGAAAUCUUGCUGCAAGAGUAUAGCUUGAGUGCAUUUGUUGAUGUUGGACUGUACCAAUAUAAGAAUGUCUUCACUGAACAGCAGACCGGAGAUGCAGUAGAUGAAGAACAAGUCAUCAAGUCUCAGUCAACAGUCAUUCCGGAAGUACAGAUUAUAACAUUGGAAAACUGGGAGACAACUAAUGCUACUAAUGAAGUUCAGCAGGUUGCAGUAACCAGCCCAUGUAUGGGAACUAACUCAUGUUCACUUUCCCAAUACAGACUCAUCUACAACAUGGAAAAGACCGUCUGGCUGCCUGCUGAUGCUUCUGACUUCAUGUUGCAAUCAGCUUUAAAUGACCUUUGGUCUAUAAAACCAGAUUCAGUUCAAGUGACCAGCAAGAGGGAUCUCCAGAGCUAUAUCUACACAAUAACCUUUGUAUCAGCAAGAGGAGACUUUGAUCUGCUUGGUUAUGAAGUAUUUGAAGGGAAUAAUAUCACGCUGGAUAUCACAGAGCAAACCAGAGGAAAACCCAGUUUGGAGACGUUCACAUUAAACUGGGAUGGCGUUGCUUCUAAGCCCCUUGGCCCAGAGUCGUCGGAAGCUGAAUUUCAGGUAGCUGUGGAAGAGAUGGUGAGUGCCAAGUGUCCACCAGAAAUCUCACAUCUGGAAGAAGGAUUUCUUGUAAAAUACUUCAGAGACUACGAAACUGAUUUUGAACUGGAACAUAUUAAUAGAGGGCAGAAGACAACUGAGACGGAUGCUUACUGUGGCCGUUACUCCCUGAAAAACCCAGCUGUUCUUUUUGAUUCAGCAGAUGUUAAGCCAAACAAAUUACCAUAUGGAGACAUUUUAUUAUUUCCUUAUAAUCAGUUUUGUUUAGCAUACAAGGGAUCCUUGGCCAACUACGUUGGUCUGAAGUUCAAGUACCAAGACAGUGGCAAGAUCGUUAGAAGUGCUGAUAUGCAAUUUGAAUAUAACUUUUCGUCUGGAAAUAAGUGGAUCUACACUUGCAUAGAUCUUCUAGAUUUCUUGCAAACCAAAUAUGCUGGGACCAAUUUUUCUCUACAAAGGAUUAGCUUACAAAAAUCAUCAGAAUUCCAGUCCAUCUAUGUGGAUGCAGUGUACAUUGGACAGACACCUACAGUCUCAGCCUUGGGUGAAAUGCCAAAGAGAAGACUUCCAGCAUUAGCAAACAAAGGAAUAUUUCUAAAGUAUUUUCAAGUGAAUAAGACCAAAUUCAAUGGAUCAACUACAGCAAUUCAGUAUUCUAUUACCAUGACUUCACAUAACUGCAGUCACAAUAUACCCAUGAUGGCUGUGAGCUUUGGGCAGAUAACCACAAAUGAGACAAAGAAUGAGUCGGUUUACAGAGGAAAUAAUUGGCCAGGGGACUCAAAGAUUCGUAUUCAAAAGAUUCAUGCAGCUUCUCCACCUAUAAGUGGCAGCUUUGACAUCCAAGCUUAUGGACAUACCCUGAAAGGCAUCCCCGCUGCCGUGUCAGCCUCAGACUUGCAGCUUGCCCUGCAGAGCCUGGAAGAAAUAGGACAAGUCUCAGUAAACAGAGAGGGAACCUGCGCUGGAUACUCAUGGACCAUCAAGUGGAAAAGCCCCUGUGGAAAGCAGCCGCUUCUUCAGAUUAAUGAUUCCAACAUUAUUGGAGAGAAGGCUAACGUGACAGUUACCACAGUAAAGGAAGGUGGCUUAUUUAGACAACGUAUACCUGGAGACAUGCUCCGCACCCCCAGUCAUCAACCACAGGUUGAAGUCUAUGUCAAUGGAAUUCCAGCUAAAUGUUCAGGGGACUGUGGCUUUACAUGGGAUCCCAUGGCUACUCCCCUGAUUUUGACAACAACACCUUCUGAAGGGUCCUAUGCAGAAAACACGAUACUAACCAUAUCGGGCUCUGGAUUUUCUCCCACAUCAGCUGUAUCGGUCUCUGUUGGGUCUACCAGUUGCUCUCUUCUUUCUGUGGAUGAUAAUGAGAUCAAGUGCCAGAUUCUGAAUGGAAGUGCUGGACAUGUACCAGUUGCUGUGUCCAUUGCUGAUGUUGGACUAGCACAGAAUCUAGAGAGUGAGGGAUCCCACUUCAUUUAUCGGAGUCAGAUCUCACAUGUCUGGCCUGAUUCUGGAAGCCUGGCAGGUGGUACUCUGCUGACUGUAGCUGGAUUUGGCUUUAGUGAAAAUUCUACUGUUUUGGUUGGAAAUGAAACCUGCAAUGUGAUUGAAGGAGAUUUGAAUAUGAUAACCUGCCAAACAUCGAAAAGAAUUGAAGGUACAGUUGAUAUUUCUGUUAUUACCAAUGGAAUUCAAGCCACAGCAAAGGAUAUUUUUAGUUACAACUGCUUACAAACACCAGUUAUCACUGAUUUCAACCCUAAAGAACGGGCAAUUUUGGGAAACAUCAAUUUAACAAUUAAGGGUUAUAACUUUGGAAAUGAAAUCAUAGAAAAUAUGGUGUAUGUUGGAGGAAAAGUCUGCCAAGUUCUUCACUCAAACUUCACAGACAUUAGAUGUCUUUUGCCUGAGUUACCUCCAGGGAAACAUGACAUCUAUGUCAAAGUCAGAAACUGGGGCUUGGCAUCAACAAGGAACAAGCUAAAGGCUUCCAUUCGGUACAUUUUGGAAGUUACCCACAUGUUUCCACAGAGAGGCUCUUUGUAUGGUGGCACUGAAAUCAUUAUAAUGGGUUCUGGGUUCAGCACAACACCAACUGAGAAUUCCAUCCUCUUAGGAUCUUUCCCGUGCAAUAUUACAUCAUCAUCAGAAAAUGUCAUCAAAUGUACUCUUCAUUCAACAGGGACUGUAUUCAGAAUUACCAACAAUGGCUCACAUUUCGAGCAUGGACUAGGUUAUGCCUGGUCACCAUCCAUCUUAAAUGUGACUGUGGGUGAUACUGUGGUGUGGCACUGGCAAGCACACCCCUUUCUUAAGACUAUAGGGUACAGAGUCUUCUCAGUCUCCAGCCCUGGAAGUGUGGCUUACGAUGGCAAAGGAUUUACAAAUGGCAGGCAAAAAUCUGCAUCAGGUUCAUUUUCCUACCAGUUUACUUCUCCUGGAAUCCAUUACUACAGCAGCGGAUAUGUUGAUGAGACUCUCUCCACAGCUCUCCAAGGAAUCAUUAAUGUUUUACCAGCUGAAACCAGGCACAUUCCCCUGCACCUGUUUGUGGGAAACACUGAAGCAACAUAUGUUCCAGCAGGCCCAGAGAAUUUGCACUUGGCAAGUACUGCAACAGGCUGCCUAGCAACAGAACCCCUGUGUGGCCUGAAUGACACCAUGGUUAAAAAUUCAAAUAAAUUAUUCUUUGAGCUUUCAAAUUGCAUUUCGCCAUCUAUAAGCAACAUUACUCCCUCUACGGGAACAGUGAAUGAACUCAUAACUAUCAGUGGACAUGGCUUCAGUAAUCUUACAUGUGCUAAUAAGGUUUCAAUUGGUAGCUACCCUUGUGUUGUAGAAGAAAGUAGUGAAAAUACUAUUAUGUGUCAUAUCGAUCCUCAAAACUCAAUGGAUGUUGGCAUCAGAGAAAUUGUUAUUUUGAUUGUCUACAACCUAGGCACUGCUAUCAACACAGUGCCCAAUGAACUUGACAGACGGUUUGUACUUUUGCCAAACAUAGAUAUGGUGUUGCCAAAAGCAGGGUCAACUACAGGAAUGACAAGGGUGACCAUCCAAGGCUCUGGAUUCAUGGUUUCUACUGCUGAUGUAGAAGUCUUUAUGGGAGAUUUCCCAUGUAAAGUUCUAACUGUGAGCUAUACAGCUGUUGAAUGUGAAACUUCUCCUGCUCCCCAACAGCUUGCUCUUGUAGACCUUCUAAUACAUGGAGUACCUGCCCAAUGUCAGGGCAACUGCAGCUUUUCAUAUCUAGAAAACAUUACUCCUUAUGUAACAAGAGUCUUCCCCAACUCUAUCAAAGGAUCAGAAAAUAUCCUUAUUGAAGGAGAGGGUUUUGGGACAGUGUUGGAAGAGAUUUCUGUAUUUGUUGGAAGUCAACAGUUCACAGCAAUAGAAGUUAACCAAAACAACAUUACUGUUCUUAUGACUCCGCUAGCUGCUGGACUUCAUUCUCUCCAUGUUGUGGUUGGGUCUAAGGGCUUGGCUCUGGGAAACCUGACUGUCAGCAGCCCGACAGAAGCUUCUGUGUCACCAAGCUCUGGAAGCAUUGCUGGUGGAACCACUUUGAGGAUCACAGGCAAUGGCUUUUCUCCUGGUAACACCACAGUUACUGUUGGGGAUAACCCUUGUCAAAUUGUCUUCAUCAACUCCAGUGAGGUCUCCUGCAGCACCCCAGCUGGGAGAGCUGGUACAGCCAAUCUGAAGAUCUCUGUUAAUGCAGUCAUUUACCCACAUUUGUCAUUUACGUAUACCAUGGAGGAUACCCCGUUUCUCAAAAGAAUCAUCCCAAAUAGAGGUCCACCAGGAACUGAAGUUGAAAUAAUGGGGUCUAACCUUGGAUUUGAUAUCUCGGAAGUUUCAGUGAUGAUAAAAGACAGUGCGUGUAAUGUGACUACUGUCAAUGACAGUGUGUUACAGUGCAUUGUGGGAGAACAUGCAGGGGGCAUUUUUCCUGUUAUGAUGCUUCACAAGACAAAAGGCUCUGCCCUCUCCUCCAUUGUAUUUGAGUACCCACUUUAUAUUCAGAAUAUUGAUCCAACACAAGGGAGCUUUGGUGGUGGCCAGACCAUGACUGUGACAGGCGCUGGAUUUGAUCCACAGAACUCAGCUAUAUUGGUCUGUGGCUCCGAAUGUGCAGUAGACAAACUUGGAUCUAACACUACAACGCUGUUCUGUGAGAUUCCACCUAAUAAUGGCAGGGGACCUGAUCAAGCCUGUGGAGUGAGUGUGGUCAACGGGAAGGACUCAUCCCAGUUGGCGAUGCUGUUCACAUACACCUUGUCUCUGACUCCACUCAUCACUGACAUAUCUCCCAGGAGGGGCAGCACCAAAGGGGGCACCAGACUUACAGUCACAGGAUCUGGAUUCAGUGAAAACACACAGGAUGUUCGUGUCUCCAUAGCCAAUGACAAAUGUGAUGUCCAGUACUCCAACAAGACAAAUAUCAUCUGCACGACAAGUGCUCAUUCUCCUUCAGGGUGGGCACCAGUUCGUGUUAGCAUCAGAACCAUCGGCAUGGCCAAACUGGAGAACGCUGACUUCUUAUAUGUUGAUGUUUGGUCUGCCAACUCCUCAUGGGGAGGAAACCCCCCACCAGAGGAAGGGUCACUUGCUGUUAUUACAAAAGGACAGAUAAUUCUGCUGGACCAAAGUACUCCUAUUCUGAAAAUGUUACUCAUUCAAGGUGGGACUCUGAUAUUUGAUGAAGCUGAUAUUGAACUCCAGGCAGAAAACAUCCUAAUCACAGAUGGGGGUGUUCUUCAGAUUGGGACAGAAGCAUCCCCAUUUCAGCACCAGGCUGUCAUUACCCUGCAUGGGCAUCUUAGAUCGCCAGAGCUCCCCGUAUACGGAGCUAAAACAUUGGCUGUGCGAGAGGGCACCCUGGAUUUGCACGGUCUGCCCGUUCCUGUGGUCUGGACUCGGUUGGCUCACACUGCAAAGGCAGGAGAAUGGACUUUGAUUGUACAAGAAGCAGUGACAUGGAAGGCAGGGGACAGCAUCGUGAUUGCUAGCACAGGACACAGACACAGUCAAGGAGAGAAUGAGAAACGGACCAUUGCAUCGGUAUCAGUUGAUGGGAUGAACAUAACACUAACUAGGCCACUGAACUACACACACUUAGGAAUUACUGUCACGCUCCCUGAUGGAACUAUGUUUGAAGCAAGGGCAGAGGUUGGAAUUCUUACCAGAAAUAUCUUAAUAAGAGGGUCUGAUAAUGUGGAAUGGAAUGACAAAAUUCCAUCAUGUCCUGAUGGAUUUGACACAGGAGAAUUUGCUACACAGACAUGCCUUCAAGGAAAGUUUGGAGAAGAAAUAGGAAGUGACCAAUUUGGAGGCUGUAUUAUGUUGCAUGCUCCUUUAUCUGGGGCUAACAUGGUAACUGGAAGAAUAGAAUAUGUAGAGGUGUUCCAUGCUGGCCAAGCUUUCCGUUUGGGACGAUACCCAAUACAUUGGCACCUACUUGGAGAUUUACAGUUCAAGUCUUAUGUAAGAGGCUGUGCGAUUCAUCAAGCAUACAACAGAGCUGUUACAAUCCACAAUACACAUCACCUUCUUGUUGAGAGGAAUAUUAUAUAUGAUAUAAAAGGAGGAGCAUUUUUCAUAGAAGAUGGUAUUGAACAUGGCAAUAUUCUACAGUAUAAUUUGGCCAUCUUUGUACAACAAAGUACUAGUCUACUGAAUGAUGACGUGACUCCAGCUGCAUUCUGGGUAACCAACCCUAACAACACCAUACAACACAAUGUGGCUGCUGGUGGCACUCACUUUGGCUUUUGGUACAGAAUGAAUGACCACCCUGAUGGCCCAUCCUAUGACCGAAACAUUUGCCAAAAAAGAGUUCCUCUUGGAGAAUUCUUUAACAAUACUGUUCAUUCUCAAGGGUGGUUUGGACUGUGGAUUUUUGAAGAAUAUUUCCCCAUGCAAACGGGAUCUUGUACUUCUACAGUCCCAGUGCCUGCUAUCUUUAAUUCACUCACUGUCUGGAAUUGCCAAAAAGGAGCUGAAUGGGUCAAUGGAGGGGCCCUGCAGUUCCACAACUUUGUGAUGGUGAAUAAUUAUGAGGCUGGAAUUGAGACCAAGAGGAUCCUGGCUUCUUAUGUUGGGGGAUGGGGAGAAGCCAGUGGAGCUGUGAUUAAAAAUGCCAAAAUUGUUGGUCAUCUUGAUGAACUGGGAAUGGGGCCUGCAUUUUGCACUUCAAAAGGCCUGGUUCUCCCAUUUAGUCAAGGCCUGACUGUGUCAUCUGUGCACUUUAUGAAUUUUGACCGUCACGACUGUGUGGCUUUGGGAGUAACAUCAAUCACUGGGGUUUGUAAUGACAGAUGUGGAGGCUGGAGUACAAAGUUUGUCGACAUCCAGUAUUUUCAUGCACCAAAUAAGGCUGGCUUUCGAUGGGAACAUGAAGCAGUACUGAUUGACGUUGAUGGUUCACUUACAGGGCACAGAGGGCACACUGUCAUUCCACAUAGCUUCCUACUAGACCCUUCACAUUGCACUCAAGAGGCUGCAUGGAGCAUUGGUUUUCCUGGAUCUGUCUGUGAUGCCUCAGUCAGUUUUCACCGUUUAGCAUUCAACAAGCCUACUCCAGUAUCUUUACUUGAAAAAGAUGUGGUUCUCUCAGACUCUUUUGGCACUAGUAUCAUUCCCUUUCAGAAGAAACGGCUAACCCAUAUGUCUGGGUGGAUGGCUCUGAUUCCAAACGCAAAUCACAUUAACUGGUAUUUUAAAGGUGUGGAACACUUAACCAACAUAUCAUACACAUCAACGUUUUAUGGAUUUAAGGAAGAAGACUAUGUCAUUAUAUCACAUAACUUCACUCAAAACCCUGAUGUGUUUAACGUGGUUGAUAUGAGGAAUGGCUCCUCAAACCCACUGAACUGGAAUACUAGCAAGAAUGGAGACUGGCAUCUUGAAGCAAAUACCAGCACUCUCUAUUACUUGGUGUCAGGGAGAAGUGACCUUCCUCAGAGCCAGCCCAUUCCUGGGACACUUGAUCCUGAUGUGAAAGAUGUGAUCAUUAAUUUCCAAGCUUACUGCUGUGUUCUCCAAGACUGCUUUCCUGUUCAUCCACCAUCAAGAAAACCAAUUCCCAGGAAACGACCAGCCACUUACAAUUUAUGGUCAAAUGAGUCUUUUUGGCAAUCAUCCCCAGAGAACAAUUAUACUGUACCCUACCCGGGAGCAAAUGUGGUUAUUCCUGAAGGAUCAUGGAUUGUAGCUGACAUAGAUAUUCCCCCAGUGGAAAAGCUCAUUAUAUGGGGAGUUCUAGAAAUGGAAGACAGAUCUGAGGUGGGAUCUGCAGCCCCUUCUUACAGAAGAGUUGUUUUGAAUGCCACCUACAUAUCAGUGCAGGGAGGUAGAUUAAUUGGUGGCUGGGAAGAUAACCCUUUUAAAGGAGAAUUACAGAUUGUUCUUCGAGGAAAUCAUUCUACCCCAGAAUGGACUUUUCCAGAAGGACCAAAUCAAGGGGCAAAGGUCUUAGGAGUGUUUGGUGAGCUGGACCUGCAUGGACGUCCACAUUCCGUAUAUAAGACUAAACUGUCAGAAACUGCAGAGGCAGGCUCAAGAAUCCUAUCCCUGAUGGAUGCUGUGGAUUGGCAGGAGGGAGAAGAUAUUGUGAUAACUACCACAAGCUAUGAUUUACACCAGACAGAGACUAGAAGGAUUGUGAAAAUUCUGCAUGGGCACAAAAUUCUUGUCCUCAAUGAUAGCCUUUCCUACACUCACCUUGCUGAAAGACAGCAGAUCCUUGAAACUGGCCAGAGCUACACAUUAGCAGCUGAUGUUGGGAUACUGAGUAGGAACAUCAAAAUCGUUGGUGAAGAUUACCCAGCUUGGUCCAAGGACUCUUUUGGUGCCAGGAUCCUGGUUGGCUCAUUCACUGGAAACAUGAUGAUAUUUAAAGGAAGUGCAAGAAUAAGCAAUGUGGAAUUUUAUCACAGUGGUCAAGAAGGCUUCAGGGACAGCACAGAUCCAAGAUAUGCUGUGACAUUUCUUAACCUGGGACAGAUUCAAGAACAUGGUUUGUCCUAUGUCCGAGGCUGUGCGUUUCAUCACGGCUUCUCCCCGGCAAUUGGUGUGUUUGGGACAGAUGGACUGGACAUAGAUGACAACAUCAUCCACUUUACAGUUGGAGAAGGUAUAAGAAUAUGGGGGGAUGCCAACAGAGUACGGGGAAAUUUGGUUACACUUUCAGUUUGGCCAGGAACCUACCAGAACAGAAAAGACUUGAGUUCAACGCUUUGGCAUGCAGCAAUUGAGAUAAACAGAGGGACAAAUACAGUCUUACAAAAUAACGUGGUUGCUGGAUUUGGAAGAGUAGGAUACCGCAUUGAUGGUGAACCAUGCUCAAGUCAGGCUAAUUCCAUAGAAAACUGGUUUGACAAUGAAGCCCAUGGAGGAUUGUAUGGCAUCUACAUGAACCAGGAUGGCCUUCCUGGAUGUUCUCUUAUACAAGGAUUUACCAUUUGGACAUGCUGGGAUUAUGGAAUUUAUUUCCAGACUGCAGAGAGUGUGAACAUCUACAAUGUGACCCUGGUGAACAAUGGGAUGGCCAUUUUCUCAAUGAUCUACAUGCCACCUUCUGUGUCUCACAAGAUUUCUAGUAAAACAGUAACAAUUAAGAACUCAUUAAUUGUUGGAAGUAGCCCUAAAUUUAACUGCUCCGAUGUCCUAACUGAUGACAACCCUAAUGUAGAACUUACCUCUGCACAUCGAAGUUCUAGACCUCCCUCAGGUGGGAGAAGUGGGAUUUGUUGGCCGACAUUUGCUUCAGCUCAUAACAUGGCACCUCGGAAGCCCCAUGCAGGAAUCAUGAGUUACAAUGCAAUCAGUGGCCUUCUGGAUGUCUCAGGUUCAACAUUUGUUGGAUUUAAGGAUGUUUGUUCAGGAGAAACUAAUGUGAUAUUCAUUACUAAUCCUCUAAACGAAGAUCUACAGCAUCCAAUUCAUGUAAAGAAUGUACAACUGGUUGAUACUAUUGAACAAUCUAAAGUAUUUAUACAUAGACCUGACAUAAGUAAAGUGAACCCAUCUGAUUGUGUGGACAUGGUUUGUGAUGCCAAAAGAAAAUCCUUCCUUAGAGACAUGGAUGGUUCCUUUCUGGGGAAUUCUGGGUCAGUGAUCCCUCAAGCAGAGUAUGAGUGGGAUGGAAACAGCCGACUAGGAAUUGGAGAUUAUCGAAUCCCUAAGGCAAUGCUCACAUUCUUGAAUGGAAGUAGAAUUCCUGUCACCGAGAAAGCACCUUAUAAAGGGAUUAUUAGAGACACAACCUGUAAAUACAUCCCAGCAUGGCAGAGCUAUCAGUGUUCUGGACUGGAAUAUGCAAUGAUGGUUAUAGAAAGCCUAGAUUCUGACACAGAAACACGAAGACUUUCCCCAGUGGCCAUCAUGAGCAAUGGUUAUGUUGACCUCAUUAAUGGCCCACAGGACCAUGGCUGGUGUGCUGGUUAUACAUGCCAAAGAAGAUUGUCCCUGUUCCAUGGCAUAGUGGCUCUGAACAAAAUGUAUGAGGUUUACUUCACUGGGACAAGUCCUCAGAAUCUUCGGCUAAUGUUGCUUAAUGUUGAACAUAAUAAGGCAGUUCUAGUAGGAAUUUUUUUUUCCACACUUCAGCGUUUGGAUGUCUAUGUGAACAAUUCACUGGUCUGCCCCAAAAAUACAGCAUGGAAUGCCCAAAAGAAACUCUGUGAACUUCAUAGGCAUCUGAACACAGAGCAAUUCCUUCCUGACUUGGGUUCUGCUAUCCCUGGUGAGAACUACUUUGAUAGAACCUACCAGAUGCUUUACCUUUUGGUUAAAGGUACUACACCCGUGGAAGUCCACACGGCUACAGUCAUCUUUGUUUCUUUCCAACUGCCUGCUGUGACCGAAGAUGAUUUUUUUAGCUCACACAAUCUGGUUAGAAAUCUUGCCUUGUUCCUAAAAAUAUCACAUGACAAAAUCCGUGUCAGCAGGAUAACAGGAGCGAGUCUUCGGAAGAAGAGAUCCAUGGGACGCAUAAUGGAAGUAGAGAUUGGAGCUGCUCCCACUUGGUUCUUUAGCAAUUCUAGCACAGGUCAGAUGCAACUGUCUGAACUCCGGGAAAUUUCUGACUCUCUUGGACGAGCGGUCAUCUUAGGCAAAAUUAGUACUAUCCUUGGAUUCAAUAUCUCUUCCAUGUCCAUUACCAGUCCUAUUCCACAACCGACUGAUUCUGGCUGGGUUAAGGUGACUGCCCAGCCAGUUGAGAGAUCUGUAUUUCCUGUUCACUACAUGGCGUUUGUGUCUUCACUCUCAGUGGUUGCUCAGCCGGUGGCAGCACAGCCAGGACAGCCCUUUCCUCAGCAGCCCUCAGUAAAGGCCAUAGAUCCUGAGGGUAACUGUGUAUCAGUUGGAAUUACAUCACUUACUUUGAGGGCUAUCCUAAAGGACUCCAAUAACAACCAAGUUGGUGGCCUUAGUGGAAAUACAACAAUUCCAUUUAGCAACUGUUGGGCCAACUAUACAGAUCUCACUCCUCACAGAACAGGAAAAAAUUAUAAACUUGAAUUUAUCCUGGAUAAUACUGUCCGGGUAGAAUCGAGAGCUUUCAGCCUGUCAGCACAGACUCUCCCUGGUGGAGGCGGAAGUAGCAGCAGCGGCAGCAGCAGUGGUGGCCACAGCAAAGCAUCCACUGUGGGUACUCCUGUCCGGAUACUGACUGUAGUAACAGGCUGCCUCGUAGGAAGACUGUUGCUCUUGGAAGUAUUUAUGGCUGCCGUUCUCAUCUUGAACCCGACAACAGGUUCUGAUGUCUCCCUCUCUUUACUAGCAUUGCUUGACAGUGCCCUCAAGACGGUGUGUUUUGGUGAGAAGGCCCCUCAGUGUGGUGUUCUUUCAGUCCCCUUGGCAGAUAUCUCUACGAUAUCGGAUGAUGAGGAGAACAUAGAUGUCAGUUUGGGCCCUGGGAAAUCUGUCAAGGAGAAUGUAACUGUCAGGUUGGACCCCAAGAUAUCUGUAAAGGAGAAUAUAGCUGUCAGUUUGGGCCUCGAGAUAUCUGUCAAAUUGGGCCCUGUGAAAUCCGUCUAG